GAGUGGUGCUUCGUCAUGUUUCAAAGGGCACUGUGCCAGUUCUCAUUUCAGCCCCACAGCACUACCCAAAAUGGCAGCCUUCUGUUUGGCUGUCUCCUCUUGGCUUCUUUGUGCCAGCGUGAUGUCCUUAUAUUAGCGCUAUUGCUUUACAUUUUGCAUAUUUGUCCUCAUUUGGUACAAAAAUAUUUAUUGAAUCAUGAAGUUAACAGGCUUGUGUUUUGCCUCCACAGAGCCACCAUAGAGGAAGUGGAGGGGGAUGUGUGCGAGCUCGAAUCUAAACUGGACAAACUGGUGAAGUUGUGUAUUGGGAUGAUCGAUGCUGGGAAAGCUUACAAUGCAGCCAACAAGCAGUUUGUAAAUGGGAUCCGGGAACUGGCCCAGCAGUCCACUAAAGAUGAGGUCAUUGAGUCGAGCCUCACAAAGUUCGCAGAGAGUCUUCAAGAGAUGAUCAACUAUCACACGAUAUUAUUUGACCAGGCCCAAAGAUCAAUCAAGACUCAGCUACAGACCUUUGUAAAAGAUGACCUUCGUAAAUUUAAAGAUGCCAAAAAGCAGUUUGACAAGGUGAGCGAAGAGAAGGAGGCAGCGCUUAUCAAGAAUGCCCAGGCCCCACGUAAUAAGCAGCACGAGGUGGAGGAAGCCACUAAUAUCCUCACUGCCACACGCAAGUGCUUCAGACACAUCGUCCUCGACUAUGUCCUACAGAUUAAUGUCCUACAGUCCAAAAGAAGAUCAGAAAUCCUAAAAUCGAUGCUUUCCUUUAUGUACGCCCACCUGACAUUUUUCCAUCAAGGCUAUGACCUCUUCAGUGAACUCCAGCCCCUGAUGAAACAGCUCGGAGGACAGUUGGACCAGCUGGUGGUGGAUGCUGCCAAAGAGAAGCGUGAUAUGGAGCAAAAACACUCAACCAUCCAACAAAAGGAUUUCUCGAAUGAUGACACAAAGCUGGAGUACAAUGUCGAUGCAGACAACGGCAUUGCCAUGGAGGGAUACCUUUUCAAACGGGCAAGCAAUGCUUUCAAAACAUGGAACAGGCGUUGGUUCUCCAUACAAAACAAUCAACUAGUUUACCAGAAGAAAUUUAAGGACAACCCUACAGUGGUGGUGGAGGAUUUAAGGCUAUGCACAGUUAAACACUGUGAAGAUAUCGAACGCCGCUUUUGUUUCGAAGUUGUCUCGCCUACUAAGAGUUGUAUGAUGCAAGCAGACUCUGAGAAACUGAGGCAAGCCUGGAUUAAAGCCGUCCAAAACAGUAUUGCCACGGCCUUCAGGGACAAGGGAGAAGAUGCUGAGAAACUAGACAGGAAGUCCUCCACGUCCACCGGUAGUCUGGAUUCUGGAGGGGAAACAAAGGAGCGCUCUUUAAAAGGGGAGACAGCUCUACAGAAAGUCUUGGCCAUCCCUGGAAACUCCUGCUGCUGCGACUGUGGGCAGCCGGACCCCCGCUGGGCCAGCAUCAACUUGGGCAUCACGCUCUGUAUCCAGUGCUCCGGCAUUCACAGGAGCCUGGGGGUGCAUUUCUCCAAAGUGCGAUCUCUAACUUUGGACACAUGGGAACCAGAACUUCUAAAGUUAAUGUGUGAACUUGGAAAUAAAGUCAUCAACCAGAUUUAUGAGGCUCGACGUGAAGAAUUAGGAGCCAGAAAACCAAACCCUGGAGACCCGAGACACGAGGUGGAAGCUUACAUCAAAGCCAAAUACGUGGACCGGCGGUUUGUGCGGCGGCCAACUGACGAUGAGCUGAGAUCUAAAGUUGUGUCUUUGAGCAAACAGGAGAAGAGGCUCAGCAGUAGCUCCGACCACAUGCCCCCCCGAGCUCCCCCUCCCACCCCCAAAAUGCGCCCUGGCUCAAACUCUUCAGGACAAACAGCUGCAGCCGGUGGCUCGGAGGCCCGCCGUGACUCUCUCUUCUGUCCUGAUGAGCUUGACUCGCUCUUCUCCUACUUUGACACCUCCUCCAAACUCAGGAACAUGAAAAGUGCAGACAGUGGCAUUCAGAAUAGCGCUGAUGGGAGCAAAGAGAUGCUGGCAAUGACUCCUUCCAGCAACAGCAUGGGUGAAGCUGAUGGAGCAGAGUCCCCUCCUAUGGCCAUGCCUGCCACCCUGCCGCCCCCCUCUCCCUGUAAAGACGUGGCAUUCUAUGAGCCAAAGGAGUACAGCCCCGGUCUGCAGCUGUUCUGGGCCUCAUGUGCCCGCAGUCUGCCCGACAUGGCCGAGGCUCUGGCCCAUGGAGGAGAGGUCAACUGGGUCAACACGGACGACGAGAAGAGGACGCCACUCAUCAUGGCGGUGCAUGGGGGGUCGCUGGUCACCUGUGAGUUUUUGCUACAAAAUGGAGCCAAUGUAAAUCAGCAGGACGCUCAAGGACGAGGGCCGCUUCAUCACGCCACCAUGCUCGGACACACAGGGCAAGUUUGUUUGUUCUUAAAAAGAGGAGCUAAUCAAAAUGCUGCAGACAUAGAUGAGCAAACGCCUCUUUCAAUCGCUGUGGAAGCAGCAAAUGCAGACAUCGUCACAUUGCUGAGAUUGGCCAAGAUGAAUGAAGAGAUGCGGGAGGCAGAGGGACCCUACAGUCAGUCAGGGGAUGAAACCUAUCAGGACAUCUUCCAGGACUUCACCCACAUGGCGUCCAAUGACCCAGAGAAGCUGAACCGUUACCAGGGCUACGACCCCCCGCGACCCUGACCCCCACCCUGCUCCUAGCUCAAUAGCGUCCCUUUUUCCGGUGGCGUGGAAGCCAGUUGUGCCCCCUUAAAGCUGAAGGCAUUUCAAACUAAACAACAUGGCAGAACUCUCAUUACAUUUUAGUAUUUUUUGAACGUGCAGCUGUGAUUACUGCUCCUGAUGAAGACUGCCGGCACUUGAUUCAAAUGAGGAGGCCUGCAAGAUGGAGGACCACUCAGCCUUUAAAACUGCUUUAAACCAGCGACCUUAAUGAGAGAAUGGUACACAGAACGCUUUGGAAGGACUGAUUAAGUCGAGAAAGUCCCCAAUGAUUUUGAUUGUACAGGUUUGAAUUUGGUCAAAUCUGUGGUAAACAAAUAUGAUAAAUGAGCUUUGUGAAUGGUAAUGAUCAGUGUAUACAUCAACUCCAUUUCAACUUUACAAUUGGAUAUUUUUGUUUUCUUAUGUUGUUUCUUAUGUUGCUUUUGUGAAUGUCAACAUGCUUUUACUUUUUUUGCACAAACUGUUUAAGAAACCACUGAUGUUUACCAUUUGGGAUGGUAAGACUUUGACGUGUUGAACCUUUUACAGUGAAUACAGUCUAAUUUAAAUCUCGACUUAUUUUUUUAUGUUAAAGGUGCACUAUGUAACUUUUCUGAUGAGGGCUGUCCAUCACUUGCUUGUCACCAUGGACAUGUUAUUGUUUUGCCUGGAAUGUUCCACAGUAUGACAUUAAACAUAUUUAUUUCAGGAAAUUCAAUAAUAUUGCCAUGGAGACAAGCAGGACCCUCCCCAAAAAAACGUAGCAUAGAUCACCUUUAAGGUUGCCACAUUAUUUGUACCAGCAGUAUAGAACUCAUAUUUAGUGUUUGUGCUUUCAGAGUCAGUCAAAUUAUUACAUUUCACAGUAUUUUAACUCUAAACUGUGGAGCUGACUAAUGACCCGGACACAUUUUUAUUGUGUGAAAUGUCCAUAGACUUAAACUGUAUUUUUUAUCUACACAUUGUAAUGUAUGUAGUUCAAGGAAACCUAAGCCAAUGCACCAUGGGAUAUAAAUCAUGUACAGUGUGUACAGGACUGAAGUAUAGUGGUACUUGAAUCAUUAAAUAAUCUUUUGUACAUGCUGUUCUUUGUACCUUUCCAUUUUAGCCUGUUUAUAUUGUCUGCUUGUACAUCACUAUGUACUGUACAUUGUACCUGUAAUAUGCACAGAAUACAAUACACACAACGUGGGCUGUCA
Molecule: messenger RNA, 3905 nt
Organism: Boleophthalmus pectinirostris (great blue-spotted mudskipper)
Lineage: Eukaryota; Metazoa; Chordata; Actinopteri; Gobiiformes; Gobiidae
Product: arf-GAP with coiled-coil, ANK repeat and PH domain-containing protein 2
Exons: 23
Coding region: 16-2685 (889 amino acids)
Cellular component (GO): cytoplasm
Molecular function (GO): protein binding; GTPase activator activity
Source: RefSeq, a predicted model, not a curated record